UUUCUAUACUAACAGCAGUCUGACUCUCUGACUCACUUUCAGCACCGACUGCAUGUGGAUAAACGUUUGGCUUCAUCUUUCUCUAGAUAUAAAGACUGAUCUUUUAAAGCUCAGUCGCUGAGCACUUCUUUACCUGUUAAUGAGAAUAAUGAGGUGUGAAGUUUACUAAGAACAAAAUGACCAACAGCUCUACAGCGCCUAAACUUAUCACGGACACAAGUGAUGGUGAACUUAAACUGCACACCACAAACCCCUCGACCUCUAUGUUUCCUGAAAUACCAGACGAACUCUGCAAACUUCCUGGAAGAUUACGUAUUAAUCCAUCUCUGUGGGAUAAAGACGACGUUAACUUGUGGCUGCGCUGGGCACAGAAGGAAUACGCCCUGCGCCGUGCCAACCACGAGAAGUUCGAGAUGAACGGAAAAGCACUGUGUCUCCUCACCAAGGAGGAUUUCCGCCUUCGCUGCCCCAGUUCAGGUGACGUCCUGUAUGAACUCCUACAGCACGUGAAGCAGCAGAGAAGCUGCACGGCACCUGGCUCCGUCGGGACUGCAGGUCUGUGCAGUGCCGCUAACAGAUCUGUGCCUGUGUGUUCUGUGAACCCACACACUCGAACCACAUCAAGCCCAGAAAUGAGACAAAACCUCCAAGUUCAGCAUUACAGCCUUCCACAAACACACAAAGAAACUCCAUGUGUUUCUGAAGAAAGAAAAUCACAGCUUUCUCCAGUCCAACCUGUCCAUCCUGAGGUCUCCAGCAAGAGAGACGAACCGCUCAACCUGUCCUUCAGAACAGAACCAUCCAGGAUCAAAACGCCAACAACUGAAGCCAACGGAAAAAUCGCAGAUUGCAGAUUAUUAUGGGAUUAUGUGUACCAACUGCUGGUGGACACCAGAUACGAAUCCUACAUCAAGUGGGAGGAUCGAGACGCUAUGAUCUUCAGAGUGGUUGAUCCCAAUGGACUCGCUCGACUCUGGGGGAACCAUAAGAACCGGGCCAACAUGACCUACGAGAAAAUGUCUCGAGCACUGCGCCAUUACUAUAAACUCAACAUCAUCAAAAAAGAGUCGGGGCAGAGACUCCUCUUCAGGUUUCUUAAAACUCCCAAUGAGAUCAUUCAGAGUAGAUCUGAUCGCUCUGACCCUCCUGAGUCUCCCGACAGUCCAGUCUCUCCUGCUUACAAAGAGGGAACUCUGGAAGUAUCACCGUCCUCAAGCCCAGACCCUUGCAGUCCUGAAUCUCUUCACAUCCUCAGUGUGUCCCCACUGCCAUGACCACCACAAUAACACGGUUUUCAUCACAAAAUAUCUCCAUCUAGUCACCCGAGCAUCACCAAAUGACCUGAACUUUCUACCUAUAUAUAUAUAUAUAUAUAUCAGACUCUUUCCAACACUCCAUCUUCCCAGUUUUUAUCAUCAUUAUCAUUUUGUAUUGUUUUUUAAUAAGCAUGACAAUCUAUAUACAGUAUUGUGUUCUUGGUUAGAAUGCAAUUUCUUUACAUUUUGUUCUUUUACUUUUGGUUAUUUUAGUUUAAAUCUUUAAACGUUUCUUUAACGCAAUUCAUGUAAUUAUUAGCACUUAGGAUAGGUGGAAGAAAUAAUAAAAGUGAAAAUAAAUAAUUUAUUUUUGAUUGUACAAUAAAAGAAAUUGCAGAAAUAAAAGAUUUCUAAAAUACAUAGAUAAGUAUCAGAGUUUGAGAAAAAAAACUAGAUCAUAUUUUUGAGAUUAUGGCAGCCAGGGGAAGAGACAUUAAAGAUGCAUUUUCAAAGAACUUGAUUUGUGAGCGAUGGGGAGAGCAGAUCAGCAACAUGAACGAAACCAGUUCUUGUUAACUCAGUCCUUCAUCACUAGUUCUAGUCCAAUAAAGAAUAAAUAAAAAUUAUACAGAAUGGACCUGAAGCGCUUUAGCAUUCAGGUAAUAAAAAGUGGAAGGAGAGUAGUCUGAAUUGGGUUCUGGAGACCAGCUCCAGCUCACACAUUGAACUCUGUUGCCAGCCACGAGCAUUUCCAAGCUAGUGAUGUCACAUCCAUCAGUAGCUCCAUAUCCCAGAGCUGACUGACUUCUCUUAUGAAGACACACCACUCAAGCCCAGUGUUUCUGUGAACUCACUCACCUGGAUCAGGUGAUGUCCUGCAAGGACAGAUAUUGGCUCUUGUCUCAGACCUUCCCCAAGGUUUUAGAGAGUGAUUAACACUCAGUUUGUGACCUCUACAGUGAGCUUCCUCCCACCUGAUUAUGAAGAGCUUCAACAGGAGCUUAAAUCCCAGCACAGCAGAUCUAACACACUCGAUCAUGGUUAGUUUUAUUUUUAACAAACAAACACUAAAAGAACAGGACGACACACCUGACACAAAUACACUACGUUAUGAGCUUUAUGAAGUCGAUAUGAUGCCCCUGAUUUGUGAUUAGUUUGGCAAAUCAACUGGAAUCUUUAUAAAUCUGCUCUAGUGGGCGUGGCUUAUGAUAAUGAGAUAGCUG
Messenger RNA from Tachysurus vachellii, 2479 nucleotides. It is a transcript of the gene etv7, whose product is annotated as ETS variant transcription factor 7. The transcript is spliced from 10 exons. The record is from RefSeq and is a predicted model, not a curated record. Gene Ontology annotation, cellular component: nucleus. NCBI's taxonomy places the organism in Eukaryota, Metazoa, Chordata, Actinopteri, Siluriformes, Bagridae. Gene Ontology annotation, biological process: cell differentiation; regulation of transcription by RNA polymerase II. Bases 177 to 1274 code for a protein of 365 amino acids. Gene Ontology annotation, molecular function: sequence-specific DNA binding; DNA-binding transcription factor activity, RNA polymerase II-specific.